UCUUCAUUGUAACACUCCUGCUCUUUUAUGGGUUUCUUUCAUUUGCUACGUCUAUAAUUCGUUAUAUGCUUGAGCAUGGCUAUCAGAGAUCCACAUGCUUGUAGUGGAUUUUGGGUAUGAAUAUCAGAAGGUCCUACAUUCCUUUCAGCUGAUCUCUUAGAUUGUUAUUUGUUUCAUCCCUCAUUUCUCCGAUUCUCUGUGUGCAUAUUCUGAUUUUGCCUCUAAUCCGUUGUGUCGCAUUGGUGAGCUUUAUGGUAUUCUCUGUUUCUCUUUUAAAAUCAAUUUGGAUUCACUCACCUAUGUUUGAGCCCAUUGAUUUUAACAUGAAACGUGGCUUAACAUAGUACUUGGUUCAUCUUAUUUUCUCCGUUUGUGUUUGGUUCACCUGGAGAAAUCUGGGUUGGCAUUUCUGGUCCAAAUCAACCCCCUAGCUAUCAGGGCAUGCUCUACUUCAACCCUUGGCUAUAAUGACUUGUGAGUAAGAUGCAUUGAGGCCCGUUCUCCCCAUCGUUCUGCUAUUUUCCAUCAUAGAGCAGGCUUUACAUGUAAGAGACUUUCAUGGCCGUUGGGUUCUUGUGAAUGAAGAUUUUGGUUCCCAAGAAGCCAUUGUUUAUCCUGGACUUGCACUCUACCAGGCAACUGCUGGCUAUGUUGGCACUACGCUACACUGAACAGAGAUUAGCAAUAUGCAGGGUAAUAUGUAUAGACAAUGCUCUCUGGCUUUCAAACUCAUGCCCAAAUCCAUGAUCAGUCUCAAUUGUUCGGAGAUGAGGGCAGCUGGUCAUGGGGUUGAAACUCAGUUUCAGCUUCCUAUACCAGUGGAUGACUUUAUGCAGAGAUCCCACCCACUGGGCAACUUUUUAGCAGACACAAUUUCCUAAGUUUCAAUUUUCCUACAGCCCAAGAUGGUCCUUGGAUCAAUGAAACGCUGGUACAGGAUCUAUGAGAGAACCCAAAAUAAAUGAGCUUCAUGAGCUUCCUAGGCCCACUUCCAGUUUGACUUUGAAACCUUCAAGACCUUCAAGUUUGAUAGGUCAUUCUGCCCCCUUGGCUGCCAGUGGUCCCCAACCUUUCUGAUACAAAUAAAUUGGUGGUGUCAAGUACAGCAUCUCGGUUGCCAUUCCCUCAGCAAGCUGUUCCUCGCAGUUUCUUCACCCCCUCAAGUGGUCAGAGACUGAAGAUGCCACGUGUUUCUGGACCAUCAGAAUCUCCUCAAAAUUGGGAUUCUGAGCACUCAUGUCAGAAGGGAAUGAUGUAACUGGUGAGGCAUCAAAGGAGUUGGGAAAUUUGUCAAAUCUGACCACCCUGUAUUCGGAAAAUAACAGAUUGAUAGACAUUUGGGAUUGGCAUGCUUCGUGGAAGUUUGAGACCACUAAAUGUUACUGCACUGUCAUUGAUGCUCCUGGACAUCGUGACUUCUUGAAGAACCUGAUCACUGGUACCUCGCAGGCUGAUUGUGCUUAUCAUUGAUUCUACCACUGGUGGUUUUGAAACUGGUAUUUCCAAGGAUGGUCAGACCCGUGAGCAUGCUUUGCUUACCUUCACCCCUGGUGUCAGGCAAAUGAUCUGCUGUUGCAAUAAGAUGGAUGCGACAAGUCGGUGGUAUUCAAUUAUUGUAGGUUAUGCUGUACUGGAAACCCAUUGAACUACUCCCCUUUCAUUGGAAGUAGCUAUGCUACCCACUGGAGUGAAAGAAACUCAACUCCGUGAGAGCAACAGCCAGAAGGUUCACCCCCAACCCAUGGAAGAGGCCACUAAUCAGACUCCGGAAGCACUAGAAGCCCUGGUAUCCAAGAUUUUUAUGAACAUCUCCUCCUUAAAGUCAGCUUAUAUUCAGCUCCAAGUUGCUCAUACUCCUUAUGAACCUCAUAAAAUCCAAGCUGCUGAUAAACUUGUAAUUUCAGAACUGAAGAACCUUUCUGAACUUAAGCAUUUUUACAAGGAGAAAAAUCCCAAACCUAUAUGUGUUUCUCCUCAAGAUUUUGCUUAGCUGUAGAGAUUCAACAAUAACAGUCCUAUGAAAACUCCGAUUGUCCAUCAAAGUUUCUCAUUCUAUGCUUGGAGCAGAUCCGAAAACUGGCUGACUAUUGUACUGGUCUCCAAGGCUUCCUUGUUUUCAAUGCUGUUGGUGGUAGUACUGGCUGUUGGGCAUUCCUCAAAGUCAGGGAGAUUUGAGAAGCUCCAAGAAUAUGCCUUCACUUACACUUUUAUCAUCAAGUCUUUAGACAUAAUCCCUCCAGAUGGCGUCCUAAGUCCAGGUUCUGCAAUAUCCUUUGGGCCCUCAAGAAGCUCUUAAAGUAAACUCGUUGGGAGGCCUCCAUUAGGUCCAUUGCCAGCUGGUUCAUUCGAUUCAUGUGGUGGAACGAUGAUCCAAGGUCCAACCACUUUGAAUGCAAGCCCACUGACCUCAAGAAAAUAGUGAUCAAGAUAAAAUACUCACUACCCAAACAGGAGGAUCACACAUCCUUGCUGUCCGGUUAGAUCAUUGAGUCUCUCAAAGCUGUGAAGUUCAUAGACAAAGGUUACUUUAAUGUUCUCUUCAGUCUUGCUGCAGUUGAAUACCUCGCAGGAAGAGAAAGUGCCAAUGCCCGAAUCCUUUGAACGGUUCCCAACAAGCUCCACAAUCUCACAAUCAGCAUGCCAUAACAUUCCUCAUUGGCAGCCUGAAAAAGCUGAGUUCUAUGCCGAGUUUGCUAGAACAAGAAUAACCUGGUAAACAAAUGCCUUCUCUUGCAGUCUUACCAUCGUCCUUGGCUGCACAGGUAUUUCUUCCAAAUGCAGUCCUUGCUGCUGCCGGUCUUGGUGCCCCUUAUUCCUACUUGGCCUUAUUCCUGGAAUGGUAAGCAUGAUGCAGAUUGAUAAUGGCACGUCCAGCUCUACCACUGUGCCCUCUUGCAAUGACUGUGAAGCUGGGUAUACUAAGCGUGGAAAAGUUGGGCGUACCCAGCCACGGCGAGUUGCUGCUAUGAGUGUUGCAGCUCGAGUUUCUCAGGAAAUGGGUGUUAAACCUGGGCAUGAGGUUGACUAUUCUAUCCGUUUUGAAGAUUGUACUACAGAAGAGACGGUUCUAAAAUAUAUGACUGAUGAAAUGUUAUUGAGGGAAUUCCUUGGUGAACCAGAUCUGAUUUUGCAUCUUCUGUAUGACAAAGACAUCUUGCAAGAAGAUGCUAUUCUCAAAUGGGCAUCUGAGGAGGGUGCAGAAGAAUCAAAUAGAGUUUUUGUUAAGCAGUCAGAAAAAUUCAUCCAAGCAUUUUUCUCUUUAUUCAUGAUAUGUUCAUUAUAAUCAGUCAUGUAUGUCAUCUUUUCUAAUUACAAGUCAAGUAAAUCUGUUAUGAUGAGUUGUGCAUGCUAUUUUGUACA
Molecule: messenger RNA, 3360 nt
Organism: Vitis riparia (riverbank grape)
Lineage: Eukaryota; Viridiplantae; Streptophyta; Magnoliopsida; Vitales; Vitaceae
Product: pre-mRNA-splicing factor ATP-dependent RNA helicase DEAH1-like
Exons: 2
Coding region: 2837-3283 (148 amino acids)
Cellular component (GO): intracellular anatomical structure; catalytic step 2 spliceosome
Molecular function (GO): protein binding; RNA binding
Source: RefSeq, a predicted model, not a curated record